GUCAAUAAGAGCGAUAGCGAAAGGAAGACCGAACCGUUGGCGCAAUUGCAGUUCUGCUGUUUUAAAACGCGCACUGAAAUCAGAAGUUCGUUUGUGUUUCUUUGUCUAGUCCGUCGUGACUAAAUGAAUAUUUGAUUUCAGCACCAGACCGAGGACAGCGCGCUAGCAUGUGUUUUUACUAUAGUAAAACGGGGUAAACUACGGGGAUCAGCGCGGAAUGGCACCGCGGUGGAUCACGUUCACCGCUUUACUGUGGGAGUUGCAGUGCUGCAUGUGCCGUGAGGUCACUCUUCCCGCAGGGCCACUUUACCGGGUCGCAGGUUUCUCACUGUCCCUGCCCUGCUCCGUUUCGGGAUACGAAGGCCCGCAGACGCAGGAUUUCGAGUGGUACCUGUACCGGGAGGAUGCUGGGGGUCAGCAGAUGGGAGUGGUGUCAACACGGGACACAGGCUUUCCCUACACACCAUUCCAGAGUCGUGUGCAGGUCGGCGAGGUUCGGGUCGAGAGGGAUUCAGGAGACAAAGCAAGACUUAUCAUCCAGAGGCUGCGUCCAGACGAUCAGGGCCGUUACGAGUGUUACACGCCCAGCACUGACACCCGCUUCCUAGGGAACUACAGCUCAUCAGUGGUGGUCAAAGUGAUUCCAGACACGCUGCUCAUAACACACGCUCGAAUUCUGAGCGGCCAAACCAUGAUCGAAGGCACAGAGCUUCAGCUGACGUGCGCCGCAGCCGUCCAAUCAGAUCAGCACACUCAUGUGUCCAUCACGUUCCGCAUGCGCAGCAGCAAGGGGGCGGAGUCUCAGGGUCCCACCCUCAGUGAGAUCAUCUCCAUCGACCACGAGCUGCGUGUGACGCCGGGCCACAGCGCCACCUACAGGAAGAGAUACGGAGACGGAGAGAUCGCUGUGGAGAAGCGCCGAGGGGACGGAGGCCGGGAUCUGUACGUGCUGAAGAUGAGCGCCCUGGCCCCCGAGGAUUCUGGGUCGUAUUUCUGCGAGGCUGCGCAGUGGAUCAGAGAUCCGGAUGGCAAAUGGGAACGCAUCGCACAGAGGACCAUGGAGCUCGGGAAUCUCACCGUUCAACAGCUCGAGGUGCGUGUGUCUGCUAGCAUUGAUAUACAGCGGCGUCCGCUCCUGAAGCGUGGCAGCACCGUCACGCUGCUCUGUAAUGUCUCUGUGGACCCCAGCGGAGCGGCACGCGUCGAGAUGCAGUGGCUUCAGAUGCCGGCUCUCUCUGAGGACCGCGGAGGCCUGCUCCUGGCGACUCUGAGCUACGACGGUCUGACGCACAUCUACAGCAACGGCAGCAGCGAGCUGAGCGUGGACCGCGUGUCCGCCGGCUGCUUCAGGAUGAGGAUCUUCUCGGCCGCUGAGGAGGAUCAGGGACACUAUCAGUGUGGAGCGCAGGUUUGGGCGCAGGAUCCACGCGGAGGAUGGUACAGCACCGGCGCUGAAGCCCAGUCUGUGAGCGUUCACCUGUACCUGUACGCACGAGUCACUGAUCUGCUGCUCGUACCUCUCGUCAUCGGCGUGUCGUCGGCUCUGUUCGUGGGCGUCCUGAUUAUAUCCGCUGUGACCUGCUGCUUCGUGAACAGACAGCGCUCACACAUAUGGAAGUAGGAAGAGACUUUCAUGGAAAAACAUUCAGUUACAUACCAGAAAAAUGGGUUUUAAACAGAUUUAGGCAGACGUAAUGUGCACUCACAAUUGGGAAGGAAAUCAGAACGAUACUGAAAAUGUACAGGACCGUCACGUUAUAUUAAUCCAUAUGUGGAUGCUAACACUUGCAUAUACACAAAUGCACAUAGAUUUACCUCAGACUGUGACAUUGUGAAUUGCACUGUGACAAAGUUG
Carassius carassius (crucian carp) is the source of this 1855-nucleotide messenger RNA. RefSeq names its product immunoglobulin superfamily member 8-like. The record is from RefSeq and is a predicted model, not a curated record. The coding region runs from base 218 to 1621 and encodes 467 amino acids. NCBI's taxonomy places the organism in Eukaryota, Metazoa, Chordata, Actinopteri, Cypriniformes, Cyprinidae. The transcript is spliced from 5 exons.